Messenger RNA from Ahaetulla prasina, 3646 nucleotides. It is a transcript of the gene POSTN, whose product is annotated as periostin. Bases 81 to 2717 code for a protein of 878 amino acids. The record is from RefSeq and is a predicted model, not a curated record. The transcript is spliced from 24 exons. Gene Ontology annotation, molecular function: protein binding. Lineage: Eukaryota; Metazoa; Chordata; Lepidosauria; Squamata; Colubridae.
GCAUCUUGGAUAUAAACUUUGAGCUCUCUAGAGUCUUUGCCAGUUCUCUUCUCAGACGUUCAAGAAACAGAGACAGAAACAUGGACUUCCUUUGGGUUGUUACAGUCACUAUUUGUUUUAUGCCAGUUUUUCAUCUAGCAGAAUCUUCCACUGCUCAUUAUGACAAGAUUUUGACCCACAGUCGAAUCAGGGCACGUGAUCAAGGGCCAAAUGUCUGUGCUCUUCAGCAGGUUAUGGGAACCAAUAAGAAAUAUUUCAGCACAUGCAGGAACUGGUACCAGGGAGCCAUCUGUGGAAAGAAAGCAACGAUUUUAUAUGAGUGCUGUCCUGGCUAUAUGAAGAUGGAAGGAGAACGAGGAUGUCCUGCAGUGGCUCCAAUAGAUCACAUAUUUGGUACUUUGGGCAUUAUAGGAGCUACCUCCACUCAACGUUAUUCUGAGAUGUCGAAACUGAAGGAAGAAAUUGAAGGACCUGGCUCUUACACAUUCUUUGCACCAAGCAAUGAAGCUUGGAAUCUUUUAGAUCGUGAAAUCUACAAUGGUCUGAUUGAAAAUGUAAACAUCGAACUGUAUAAUGCUCUCCACAAUCAUAUGGUAAACAAACGGAUGUUGACAAAGGACCUUCGGAAUGGCAUGACUCUGGUGUCUAUGUACAACAAUCAAAAACUGCAUAUAAAUCACUAUCCCAAUGGGGUUGUGACUGUUAAUUGUGCCAGAAUCACCCAUGGCAAUCAAAUUGCUACAAAUGGUGUUGUUCAUGUAAUUGAUCGUGUGCUAACUCCAGUUGGUAAUACUAUUCAAGACUUCAUUGAAUCUGAAGAUGAUCUCUCAUCUCUCAGAGCUGCUGCCUUUACAUCAGAUGUAAUGGAAACUUUAGGGAAGCCCGGGCAUUAUACACUUUUUGCACCUACUAAUGAAGCUUUUGAGAAACUUCCACGUGGAAUCUUGGAAAGAAUAAUGAGAGACAAGGUGGCUUCUGAAGCUCUGAUAAAGUUCCACAUUUUAAAUACUCUUCAGUGUUCUGAAGCCAUCAUGGGUGGGGCAGUCUUUGAGACCAUGGAAGGGAAUACAAUUGAAAUUGGCUGUGAUGGUGAAAGCUUGUCAAUCAAUGGAGUCAAAAUGGUGAACCGAAAAGACAUAGUGACAAGUAAUGGUGUCAUUCAUCUCAUAGAUCAAGUGCUUAUUCCUGAUUCUGCUAAACAAGUUAUUGAACUUGCUGGGCCCCACCAAGCUACCUUCAAGGAUUUGGUGUCUCAGCUUGGCUUGGCUGCAUCUCUACGGCCAGAAGAAGAAUAUACCUUGCUAGCUCCAUUGAAUGGGGCUUUUUCUGAUGAUACUUUAAAUAUGGAUCAGAGAAUCCUUAAACUGAUUCUGCAGAAUCACAUUUUGAAAGUGAAAGUUGGGUUGAAUGAUCUCUACAAUGGACAAUUCUUGGAAACACUAGGAGGAAAGAAGCUAAGAGUAUUUAUAUAUCGAACAGCUGUGUGUAUUGAAAAUUCAUGCAUGAUUCGAGGAAGCAAAGAGGGAAGAAAUGGAUUUAUCCAUAUUUUUAGGCAAAUAAUCAAACCAGCCGAAAGAACUCUGCAUGAAGUAUUGCGAUCUGACAAACGAUUCAGCACUUUCCUUAGUCUUGUGGAAGCUGCAGGCUUAGAAGAGGUUCUGUCCCAGCCUGGUGACUGGACUUUCUUUAUUCCAACAAAUGAUGCUUUCAAAGGCUUGACUGAACAGGAGAAAGAGAUUCUGAUAAGAGACCAAAAUGCUCUUAGGAAUAUUUUGCUUUAUCAUUUGAUACAAGGAGUUUUCAUUGCAAAUGGAAUUGAACCUGGUGUGACUAGCAUUCUUAAAACUAUCCAGGGUGGCAAACUAUAUUUGAAAAUGGUAAAUGACACUCUUCUGGUAAAUGAACUGAAAUCAACAGAAUCUGAUCUCAUGGCAACUAAUGGUGUGAUUCAUGUCAUAGACAAGCUUCUGUAUCCUGCAGAUAUGCCUGUUGGAAAUGAUCAGCUCCUUGCAAUUCUCAGAAAAUUGAUCAAGUACAUUCAGAUUAAGUUUAUCCGUGGUAGCACAUUUAAAGAAAUUCCACUAACAUUUUACAAUAUUAAAAAGAUUACAACGGUAGUUGGUGGUUCCACAAUUCGAAAGGAGAUUGAAGUGCCAUCCAUUACAAAGUUCACCAAAGUGAUUGAAGGGGAGCCAGAAUUUAAGCUGGUCAGGGAAGGAGAGACAAUAACUAAAGUGAUUCAUGGAGAGCCUAAAAUUAAAAAAUACACAAAAAUAAUUGAUGGGCAUCCUGUGGAAGUGACUGAAAAAGAGGUGACUGAAGAAAGAAUUAUUCAAGGCCCUGAACUGAAAUAUACUCGAAUCACUGCUGGUGGAGGAACAGAUAGCGAAGAGACUCUUAAGAAAUUGCUAGAGGAAGAGGUUACCAAGGUGACUAAACUCAUUGAAGGUGAUGGUCAUUUACUGGAUGAUGAAGAAAUCAAACGACUCCUCCAGGGAGCUGGAUCUGAGUACACUAAAGUUACUAAAAGAUUUGAAGGAGAGCCACAGAUUAUUGAAAGAGAAAUAAAGAAAAUUCAUCUGGAAGACAUCCCAGUAAGAAAAGUACAAUCAUCUAGAAAGGCACAAGGAUCACUACGGAGAAGAACAAGACUUGUCCGUCCUGGCACAAAACGACAAAAUCCACCGAAAGAACUGAAAAAGCUUUCAAAAAAUUAAUCAAAUUUUAAAAAAUUAACAAGAGAAAUUGUUUACUAACUCAUGUUAAUAAUAGAAUUGGGUAUAGUACUCACUAUUGAAUAAAAUCUCACAAAGUUUUAUGUGUUAGAAAUUUUUUUUUAGAAUUUAUCUGUUUUCUAUGAAUAACUGAUUAGAUUAGAUGUUCUGAAAGUAUGCAAACACAGAUGAGUUCCAUUGAUUUUGGUGGAUCUUAUUUCUGAGCCAUUGUAUAUUAAAUAACCUGAAUAGAAUAUAUGUAUGUAUAUCUCUAUUAUAUCAUUUAUGUACAGAAGACAACUAUAACGUUUCUGAAACAUUUGCCUUAAAAAUAAAAAGCAACCUUAUUUGAAUAAUUACUUCUGUUGGGAAGUAAUAUAAAAUUUAGAAUUUGUGAACUCGCAAAGCAUUCCUGGCCUGCUCUCGAAUUGCCAUAGGCAAGGGGGAUGGGAAAACGGCAAAGCAGCACGGUAGCCAAAACAAAAGCACAUUCCAGACAUAUCUCUCUCAAGGCUGUCUCCCAGGGUUACCCACAGCGGCUGGAGGGGAGUGAUCUCUACAACCCGUGAAAUUGCUCCGUUGGCGAAUGUGACUGAUGACACAUCCUGAGCGGAGGGGGGAAACAGGGUCAAGUCUGCCCCGUAAAUUACAUGAGGUCAGAGUUGGCUUCACUUGGAACAUCCCGACAUGAAGCUUCUAAUAAAUAACUGGAUUUCUUUUGAAGCUUGGCUCAAGGCUCAUGAUUUAAUUAGGGCAUCCAUUGGAACUCUGACAGAAUUCAGUUGAAAAUGUUUGUCUAUAAUACUAUGCUAUUAAUCAUUAUUAAUAUGGGAUUGUUUGUAAAUUGUCAUUUUUAAUUACCUUAUUUGCUUAUUCUUCCAUAUUUUUAUAUUACAAGAAGCCUUGUAAAUGAAAUAAAUUCAGUGAAGGUG